CCAUACUACCACUUUCAUCUUCAACUUUUUACAUCUACAAUCAGUACCUUUCUACAGACCUUCUUGAAGCUCUUUCAUUAUGGUUUUCAAAUGGGAUAAUGAGUCUGAGCGUGCCUUACUCUUGCUGGCGAUCACUGAAAUGCAGGCGCCCAAAUCAACUGUCUGGCCUGCUGUUGCCGAGAAGCUCGGUGGUGGACUGAAUGCGAGUGCUUGCAGUCAGAAGUUCUACAAGCUCAAGAAAGAGUCCGAGAAGCUCCUUGGUGGUGGUGAUACAGCCACUACUAAUGCUCCUACAACUCCAAAGACUACCAAGCUCAAGGGCGAAAAUGGCACCACUGGCAGGGCCACGGGCGGUAAGCGCAAGAAAGCGACUACGGAUCAGGAUGCGGAUCUUGGGGACACUCUGAGUAAGAAGAAGGCCAAACCAGCCCCAAAUGAGGAAGUGAAGCUGGAGCCUGUUGCGGCGGGAGAGAAUAAGGCUGUCAAAGUCGAAGAGUCUCUCGAGGAAGAAGACUGAAGAACACAUUCGAUGCCUAGACUACCUCUCCGUUCACCUCACUUAUUCGACGAACGAUUUCUUGCAGGAACACAGUCGAUGCCGUAUGAUGCGGGAAGGAUGUGCCUGACAGAAAGGUAGCUAGCUACUAAAGUCCCUGGGACGCUUGAAAUG
Messenger RNA from Exophiala viscosa, 670 nucleotides. RefSeq lists its product as uncharacterized. NCBI's taxonomy places the organism in Eukaryota, Fungi, Ascomycota, Eurotiomycetes, Chaetothyriales, Herpotrichiellaceae. The coding region runs from base 80 to 517 and encodes 145 amino acids. The transcript is spliced from 3 exons. The record is from RefSeq and is a predicted model, not a curated record.